AUGAAAGAGGUAGUUGUCAGUGAGAAUCCCAAAAGGAUCAGUGGAUUGGAAUUCAGUGCCUUAAGUGCAGCUGAUAUAGUUGCUCAAUCAGAAGUGGAAAUAUCAUCCCGUGACUUGUUUGAUCUUGAGAAAGGUAGAGAACCUAAGACUGGUGGUGCCCUAGAUAAAAGAAUGGGGGUUUCAUCAUCUAGUCUUGAAUGUGAGACUUGUCAUGGGAACUUGGCUUCAUGUCAUGGUCAUUUCGGGCAUAUUAAAUUGGCUUUGCCUGUGUUCCAUGUCGGGUAUUUCAAAGCUACAAUUCAAAUAUUACAAGGGAUCUGUAAGACUUGUUCUGCUAUCUUGUUGAGUGAUAAGGAUAGAAGACAAUUUUUGAACGAGUUACGUCGUCCAGGUGUGGAUAAUUUAAGAAGAAUGGGGAUAUUGAAAAAAGUUUUGGAUCAAUGUAAAAAACAAAGAAGAUGUUUACAAUGUGGUGCAUUAAAUGGUGUUGUUAAAAAAGCUGCAGCUGGGGCAGGUAGUGCCUCGUUGAAAAUUAUACAUGAUAACUUCCGUUGGGUUGGUAAGAAAUCAGCUCCAGAAAAGGAUAAAUGGGUUGGUGAUUGGAAAGAAGUCUUAUCUCAUCAUCCAGAACUAGAAAGAUUCGUCAAACGUUGUUCAGAUGAUUUGAAUCCAUUAAAGACUUUAAAUCUUUUCAAACAAAUCAAACCAGAAGACUGCGAAUUAUUAGGUGUAAACUCGACAGUGAAAUCAGGUAGACCAGAAACUUAUAUAUGGAGAUAUUUACCUGCUCCACCAGUUUGUAUUAGACCAUCCGUCAUGAUGCAAGAUUCACCAGCAUCUAACGAAGAUGAUUUGACGGUUAAGUUGACAGAAAUCGUCUGGACUUCAUCCUUAAUCAAAGCUGGUCUGGAAAAGGGUAUUUCCAUUAAUAAUAUGAUGGAACAUUGGGAUUAUUUGCAAUUAACAGUCGCCAUGUAUAUCAAUUCAGAUUCAGUGAACCCAGCCAUGUUACCAGGUGCAUCUAGUGGUGGUGGUAAAGUAAAACCUAUUCGUGGGUUCUGUCAACGUUUAAAAGGUAAACAAGGGAGAUUUAGAGGUAAUUUAUCAGGUAAGCGUGUCGAUUUCUCAGGUAGAACAGUAAUUUCCCCAGACCCCAAUCUUUCCAUCGAUGAAGUGGCUGUCCCAGAUCGUGUGGCGAAAGUCUUAACAUUCCCAGAAAAGGUUACACGCUAUAAUAGACAAAAAUUACAACAAUUGAUUAUAAAUGGUCCAAACGUUCAUCCAGGUGCCAACUAUCUAUUGAAAAAUAAUGAAGAUGCAAGAAGAAAUUUACGUUAUGGUGAUCGUGUUAAAUUGGCCAAAAAUUUACAAUUUGGAGAUGUCGUCGAAAGACAUCUAGAAGAUGGUGACGUAGUCUUAUUUAACCGUCAACCAUCCUUACAUAGAUUAUCUAUCUUAUCGCAUUAUGCCAAGAUUCGUCCAUGGAGAACAUUUAGAUUAAAUGAAUGUGUCUGUACCCCAUAUAAUGCAGAUUUUGAUGGGGAUGAAAUGAAUUUACAUGUCCCACAGACUGAAGAAGCAAGAGCUGAAGCCAUUAAUUUAAUGGGAGUUAAAAAUAAUUUGUUAACUCCAAAAUCAGGUGAACCAAUUAUUGCAGCUACACAAGAUUUCAUCACAGGUUCUUAUUUAAUUUCACAUAAGGAUUCUUUCUUUGAUAGGGCCACUUUGACACAAUUAUUGUCUAUGAUGUGUGACGCAAAUUUACAGUUUGAUAUUCCUCCACCAGCAAUCAUGAAGCCACAUUAUUUAUGGACUGGUAAACAACUUUUCUCCUUAUUAAUUAAACCAAAUAAAGACUCUCCCGUUGUCAUCAAUUUGGAUGCUAAAAACAAAGUAUAUAUUCCUCCAAAGACGAAAGCUUAUCCUAAUGAAAUGUCAAGAAAUGAUGGGUACGUUAUUAUCAGAGGCUCCCAAAUUUUAAGUGGUGUCAUGGAUAAAUCAGUUUUAGGUGAUGGUAAAAAGCAUUCGGUCUUUUAUACAAUUUUAAGAGAUUAUGGACCUCAAGAAGCAGCUACCGCCAUGAAUAGAAUGGCUAAACUUUGUGCGAGAUUCCUAGGUAAUAGAGGGUUUUCAAUCGGUAUUAGUGAUGUUACUCCAGCAGAUGAUUUGAAACAAAAGAAGGAAGAAUUAGUUGAAAUCGCUUACGCCAAGUGUGACGAAUUAAUCGAUCAAUUUAAUAAAGGUAAAUUAGAAACCCAACCAGGUUGUAACGAAGAACAAACAUUGGAAGCAAAAAUUGGUGGUCUAUUAUCCAAAGUUAGAGAAGAAGUGGGGGACGUUUGUAUUAACGAACUGGAUAAUUUGAAUGCACCUUUGAUUAUGGCAACUUGUGGUUCUAAAGGUUCUACUUUAAAUGUUUCUCAAAUGGUGGCUGUUGUUGGUCAGCAGAUUAUUUCUGGUAAUCGUGUUCCUGAUGGGUUCCAAGAUCGUUCAUUACCUCAUUUCCAAAAGAAUUCUAAAACUCCACAAUCCAAGGGGUUCGUUAGAAAUUCUUUCUUCUCCGGCUUAACACCUCCAGAAUUUUUAUUUCAUGCUAUUUCAGGUCGUGAAGGGUUAGUCGAUACUGCCGUUAAAACAGCUGAAACGGGUUAUAUGUCACGUAGGUUAAUGAAAUCUCUUGAAGAUUUAUCUUGCCAAUAUGAUAAUACAGUAAGAACCUCUUCAAAUGGUAUUGUCCAAUUUACUUAUGGUGGUGAUGGUUUGGAUCCUAUGGAAAUGGAAGGUAAUGCAAAACCAGUUAAUUUCAAUAGAUCAUGGGAUCAUGCUACUAAUAUCACAUUCAGUCCUGACCAGCAUGGUCUAUUACCAUAUCAAAUCAUGGAAACAACAAAUGCUAUUUUGAAACCUCUCGAAGAUAGAUUAAUACGAUAUGAUAACUUAGGUGAAAUUGUGCCAAAUGAGGAUUCUACAAAGGCUGAAUAUGUUGAUCAAUUCGAUGCCGAAAGAGAUUUUUAUAAAUCAUUAAGAGAUUAUAUGGAUGAAAAGGCGAAAGUGUUAGGUUCCGUUAGAAAAUCUAGAGGUAUGUUACCAAUGGUUGAUGAACCAGCUGAAGAACUGAAAAAAAUGAACCCAGAUGAACAGGUUCCUGAAACAAUAAGAUAUUCUGUCGAUCAACUUUAUAAAAUCACUGAAGACUUAGUCAAGAAAUUCCUUGAGAUUGCAUUAUACAAGUACCGUAAGGCAAGAGUCGAACCAGGUACCGCUGUUGGGGCCAUUGGUGCGCAAUCUAUUGGUGAACCUGGUACACAAAUGACAUUGAAGACUUUCCAUUUUGCUGGUGUUGCUUCUAUGAAUGUUACGUUAGGUGUGCCUCGUAUUAAGGAAAUUAUUAAUGCCUCUAAAGUUAUUUCUACUCCAAUUAUUAACGCUGUCUUAGUUAAUGAAAAUGAUGAAAGAGCUGCUAGAGUUGUCAAAGGUAGAAUUGAAAAGACAUUGUUAUCCGAUGUUGCCUACUAUAUUCAAGAUGUUUACAAAGAUAAUUUAUCAUUUAUCCAAGUCCGUAUAGAUUUGAAUACCAUCGAAAAAUUACAAUUAGAGCUUACGAUUGAAGAUAUCGCCGUAGCAUUAACAAGAGCGCCAAAAUUGAAAAUACUGACUUCAGAUGUUAACAUUAUAGGAAAAGACAAGAUUGCGAUUAACGUCUUCCCAGAAGGUUACAAGGCUAAAUCUAUAUCAACCGCUGCAAAGGAACCGACAGAGAAUGCAGUAUUUUACAGGAUGCAACAUCUUCGUCGUGCAUUGCCUAGUAUUGUUGUUAAAGGUCUUCCUGAAAUUGCUAGAGCCGUUAUUAAUAUCCGUGACGAUGGUAAGAGAGAAUUAUUGGUUGAAGGGUACGGUCUGAGGGAUGUGAUGUGUACAGAUGGUGUUAUUGGUAUGAAGACAACUACCAAUCAUAUUCUUGAAGUGAACACUGUGCUGGGUAUUGAAGCAGCUAGAUCAAGUAUUGUCGGAGAAAUCGAUUAUACUAUGAGUAAUCACGGUAUGAGUGUUGAUCCACGUCAUAUUCAAUUAUUAGGUGAUGUUAUGACUUACAAGGGAGAGGUUUUAGGUAUUACAAGAUUUGGUUUAAGUAAAAUGAGAGACUCUGUUCUUCAAUUGGCAUCUUUUGAAAAGACCACAGAUCAUUUAUUUGAUGCUGCGUUCUAUAUGAAGAAAGAUGCCGUUGAAGGUGUUUCAGAAUGUAUUAUUUUGGGUCAAACAAUGUCUAUUGGUACCGGUUCUUUCAAAGUUGUCAAGGGAACCGAGAUCGCCAAGGAAUCCUUGAAACCAAAGCCAACAUUAUUUGAAAACUUGACAAGUUCAAGAUCUAUCAAAAUGAACUGA
This is a messenger RNA of Naumovozyma dairenensis CBS 421, 4383 nucleotides long. It is a transcript of the gene RPO31, whose product is annotated as DNA-directed RNA polymerase III core subunit RPO31. The coding region runs from base 1 to 4383 and encodes 1460 amino acids. NCBI's taxonomy places the organism in Eukaryota, Fungi, Ascomycota, Saccharomycetes, Saccharomycetales, Saccharomycetaceae. Gene Ontology annotation, molecular function: DNA binding; DNA-directed RNA polymerase activity. Gene Ontology annotation, biological process: DNA-templated transcription. The record is from RefSeq and is a predicted model, not a curated record. The transcript has a single exon.